AAUACGGUGACGCUAUUAUUCGUGUAUUUAUUUAUUUUGCAACACCAACUAGUACAUAUUUUAAGAUAAAGGGGGAAGAAGCUUUUGGACUGUGCCGUAUAAAGAGCCGAGGUUGCAGCAGGGAUGAUCUCCUACCGCCGUUCUCCACCCUCCCCUCUGCGGUCGUGGCCCCCCCGCCCCAAAGGCAGCUGAGCUAUUCCAGCCCUAGCGGCUAACCUGGGGCGGCCGCUUUCUCGCGCGCCGCCUACCCGGCUGGAACGCUGCCUGCCUCGCCCGCCGGCUCGCGCCUGGGCGCGCGCUGCCUCGCCAAGCUCCUGUGAGCUCUGCUGAGAGCGUCGCAGGCGGGGAGGAUCCUGCAGCCCAAAGCAAAAAGGUUCCCCUCCGUGAGAAGGCGUCCCAGCCCUAAUAACAGCGUGAUUGUGCUGUAAGUUCUCCACAGGAGUCGGGGGAGUGGGCUGCAGCAAGCUGCUUGACCUCUUUAUUUUGGGGGCUGCAGGCAGGAGUUCCCCAUCCCACAUGAGCUGAGGGGGGAAAGGACGGACGUUUUUGCGCGGAAGCAGGAGAGGAAACCCACCUUCCUCCCCCGGCAUGGGGCUUUGUGGCAGUGCCCCGGUGAGUCGUGCGGAGUUUGGGGGUAACUUGCAGCUAGCUGCCCUGGAAUAGAGACUCUCCGGACCGGAUCAGCUGGCGUUUGUUGUCUAUGUCUUGUUGGGAGAUCUGGUGGAUUUUUGUCUCACUCCUGGAGGAAGAGUCCAGGGCUGGUGGUUACCUUCUUCUUGGUCUUUUUUGGAGGGCGAAGGAAGGGAAGGGAUCUCGCUUGAGCCGCGCAGAGAGAGAGCUCGGACAUGUGUUGUCAGCACAUCUGGGGAAUACAGUCUGCAAGUCCGCAAGGAGAUUUGCUGGGAUCCUUCAAACUGCGAUAUUGAUCUUUGUUAUUUCUUUUCGCCGAGGGAUGCACUUGGCAUGAGAAUCGGAGGAUGGAAAUUGUUUGGGAGGUGCUUUUUCUUCUGCAAGCCAAUUUCAUCGUCUGCAUUUCAGCUCAACAGAAUUCACCAAAAAUCCAUGAGGGCUGGUGGGCCUAUAAAGAGGUGGUCCAGGGAAGCUUUGUUCCAGUUCCUUCCUUUUGGGGAUUGGUGAACUCAGCCUGGAAUCUUUGCUCUGUUGGAAAAAGGCAAUCGCCUGUCAAUAUAGAAACCAGCCAUAUGAUCUUUGACCCUUUCCUAACUCCACUUCGCAUAAACACAGGAGGCAGAAAGGUCAGUGGGACAAUGUAUAAUACAGGGAGACAUGUUUCUCUACGAUUAGACAAAGAGCAUUUGGUGAACAUCUCUGGAGGGCCCAUGACAUACAGUCACCGCCUGGAAGAGAUCCGGUUACACUUUGGAAGUGAAGAUAGCCAGGGAUCAGAACAUCUACUUAACGGACAAGCUUUUUCUGGGGAGGUUCAACUAAUCCACUAUAACCAUGAGUUGUAUACAAAUGUCACAGAGGCUGCAAAAAGUCCCAAUGGCUUGGUGGUAGUUUCUAUAUUUAUGAAAGUGUCUGAAUCAUCAAAUCCAUUUCUAAAUCGCAUGCUAAACAGAGACACCAUAACAAGAAUAACGUAUAAAAAUGAUGCAUACUUACUGCAGGGACUUAAUAUUGAGGAACUUUAUCCCGAGACCUCUAGUUUCAUUACAUAUGAUGGGUCCAUGACCAUUCCACCCUGCUAUGAAACAGCAAGUUGGAUAAUAAUGAACAAACCUGUCUACAUAACAAGGAUGCAGAUGCAUUCUUUACGACUGCUAAGCCAGAAUCAGCCAUCACAGAUAUUUCUGAGCAUGAGUGACAAUUUCAGACCAGUCCAGCCUCUCAACAAUCGAUGUAUCCGAACUAAUAUCAAUUUUAGUUUACAGGGUAAAGAUUGUCCAAACAACAGAGCACAGAAACUACAGUACAGAGUAAAUGAAUGGCUCCUCAAGUAAUUAAGACAAACAGGAAGAACUCCUCACCUCAGUGGAAUGCUACUACUGUGAAUUGACAUAAUCUAGAAUGCAUCCAGUCUCAUUCACUCUUUGGAUUCAUGACAGUAUGUGCAAACAUGCUGCAAGAAAAAAGCUGCCAAGAUGGAAACGUAACUAAAAAUUCAUUCAUAUGAUUGAUCGUAAUAAAAAAAAGAAAGAGACAAUAACUACAGUAAAUGUGAUUACAAUUUUGAUACAGUUUUCCUGAACUAAUUUAGCUUCACAAAGAAAGACUUUUCAGCCUUUGUACAUAUGAAAUUCUUUCUUUCCUCCCCUUCAAAA
This is a messenger RNA of Dermochelys coriacea (leatherback sea turtle), 2285 nucleotides long. It is a transcript of the gene CA10, whose product is annotated as carbonic anhydrase 10. Gene Ontology annotation, molecular function: zinc ion binding; carbonate dehydratase activity. The record is from RefSeq and is a predicted model, not a curated record. The transcript is spliced from 10 exons. Lineage: Eukaryota; Metazoa; Chordata; Testudines; Dermochelyidae. Bases 978 to 1964 code for a protein of 328 amino acids.